AUGGCAUUCAUGGUGUGCGUGGAUCAGCAGCCAAUAUCAGCCGAGUUGAAGCUCCUUCAACUCCGCCAGUGCCUCACGGGCCCGCCGCUAAAGAGCAUUGAGGCAUUUGGCUACUCAGCGUCCGCGUACUCAGCCGCGAUAAGUCGCCUGGAGCACAAGUGCUGUGGCCUCCGUCGUAAGACGGCCGUCCACAUGACCGCACUCUCGCAGUUUACGCCCAUUCGGGAUCGGGGUACUGCCGCAGAGUUUGAGCGCUUUGCUGACUUGCUGCAAGUCGCAAUCAUCAACCUGCAGGAUGUUGGGCAACAUGGCGAAUUGGCUGCAGGGACAUUCUGCACCCAAUUGCAGCGGAAGUUGGGCCCGGAGUUGCUGACCAACUAUAACAGAUGCCGAUGUGACACAGGUGCUGAAGAGUCCGUACCCCACCUACUGCAGUGGGUGCUGAGCGAAGCAGACUUCCGCACGGAGGCGGGUGAGACGCUGCACAGCAUCGCCAACACAACACUGGGCUCCCGGUCACCGCCUUCUGCCAGGCCUCCCAGGUUUGGACCAGCUACGGCAUCUGCGUUAGCAGUGUUGUCCACCAACCCUCGUGCUUACUGCUCUCAGGAUCACGCUGCCGCACAGCGCCCCGUUAUUACUUCACUCGCAAGAAGGAAGGAAAUAGUGAAACAGGACGGGCGUUGCUUCGUGUGCCUCAAGCAGCAUCACAUGGCCCGCAACUGCCAGUCAACGUUAAAGUGCGCCAAGUGCAGCCGGCGACAUCAUGGCAGCAUCUGCGAUGGCACGCUAGCGCUUGCUGGCAAGGACAAGUCGUUUGGCACGGCCACCAGGUCCGGUCAGCGACGUGCGUCGCCAGCCAAGGAUCUCUGGACUGAAGCGGGCACAUCCGCAGCUGUGGGCACGGUCGGCAAUGGUGGAGCCAUGCUGCUCCAGACGGCUAACGCUACAGUCUGCUCCCCAGCAGACCCGACCCGCACCGCCACGGUCGAAGUCGUUAUGGAUGGCGGCAGCCAGAGAUCCUUCGUGGCGUACGAUGUGACCAAGCAGCUGGGUCUACCAACCCUUUAG
Molecule: messenger RNA, 1071 nt
Organism: Sycon ciliatum
Lineage: Eukaryota; Metazoa; Porifera; Calcarea; Leucosolenida; Sycettidae
Exons: 1
Coding region: 1-1071 (356 amino acids)
Source: RefSeq, a predicted model, not a curated record